UAUACAUCUUUCAAAAUGCCACCAAAAGUUGGAACCAAAGGAGCCAAAAAGGCCGUAACAAAGGCAAAGACUGCCAGACCCGGCGGUGACAAGAAAAGGAGGAGGAAGAGGAGAGAAUCCUAUGCCAUCUACAUCUACAAAGUCUUGAGACAGGUUCACCCAGACACUGGAGUAUCCUCAAAGGCUAUGUCUAUCAUGAACAGUUUUGUCAACGAUAUCUUUGAGAGAAUCGCUGCAGAAGCUUCCCGUCUCGCUCACUACAACAAGAGAUCUACCAUCACAUCUCGGGAGAUCCAGACUGCAGUUCGUCUGCUCUUACCCGGUGAAUUGGCCAAGCACGCUGUCAGUGAAGGUACCAAAGCCGUCACAAAGUACACCAGCAGCAAGUAAACAACGAGAAGUUUAACUUCACAAACGGCCCUUUUCAGGGCCACCAA
Molecule: messenger RNA, 437 nt
Organism: Mytilus trossulus (common blue mussel)
Lineage: Eukaryota; Metazoa; Mollusca; Bivalvia; Mytilida; Mytilidae
Product: histone H2B-like
Exons: 1
Coding region: 16-390 (124 amino acids)
Cellular component (GO): nucleosome
Molecular function (GO): DNA binding; protein heterodimerization activity; structural constituent of chromatin
Source: RefSeq, a predicted model, not a curated record